Caenorhabditis remanei is the source of this 384-nucleotide messenger RNA. RefSeq lists its product as uncharacterized. The record is from RefSeq and is a predicted model, not a curated record. The coding region runs from base 1 to 384 and encodes 127 amino acids. NCBI's taxonomy places the organism in Eukaryota, Metazoa, Nematoda, Chromadorea, Rhabditida, Rhabditidae. The transcript is spliced from 3 exons.
AUGGCCAUGUUCACAAUCAUGCCGCUGAUAGUGGUUCAUUUUGAAAAAAUGACAAUAAACGGAGAUCUGUGUAAAAAUCUUCAAUUAUCUUGUUCACUGAAUCUCAAAAACAAGGGUGUUGUAACCGAUGCUGAACACAGAAGAAACGUGAAUGGUGUCAUGAGAAACUGUCGGAAAUGUUUGUCUGCUCUGGAGCAUUUAGACUCUCACGGUGUGGAAUUCUCGUUCAAUACCCAUUCUUUGGGAACGUGUUGCAAUUCGGCGAGCUACUCGAUGUCCCAAUCAAAAUUUAUCGAGACAUGCAAAAUCUUGACAACAGAAAAUAAUUAUGAUGAAUGGGCAGACCCAAAGAAAAUAAAAUGCGACUACUAUCGACUUGUUUGA